This is a messenger RNA of Colletotrichum destructivum, 485 nucleotides long. RefSeq lists its product as uncharacterized. Lineage: Eukaryota; Fungi; Ascomycota; Sordariomycetes; Glomerellales; Glomerellaceae. Bases 24 to 476 code for a protein of 150 amino acids. The record is from RefSeq and is a predicted model, not a curated record. The transcript has a single exon.
GACACAAGCUCAAGAAGAAAAAUAUGAAAAGUCAAUCAAUCCGAGGUAAUCAGUCUGGAGAGGCGGUUGAAUUUGAACAAUGGAGCGUUGUGUCACGAGCCACGUUCGAGGUCGCGCCCCUGUCAGUUCGUCUGAUGAAUCCAAGCUUCGCCGCUUUGAGCAGGCCGGUGGGAGUUUUCAAACAGGCACGAUCCCGUCGGAAUCGUUGGACAGCCGUUCGCCGACCUCUCGGAGGCGCAAGCGUGAGUUUGGCUGGACAAGAUUCCCAUGUUCCUCAGCCUGUCAGUUUGGUCGAGCAGCCCGCCCCCCUCCCCUCUCUUGCCAUCGCCAACUUUGCUCGGUUAAUCGCCGUUAGCCGCGCGCAUCAUGGCGAGAUAAAAUCCCCUACGCCAAUACUACUAUCUCCUGUUCGCCACCAAAUAACACCGAUGAACCGGUGGCGGGAUAGUUCGGGUUGGUGGCAAGCGCUCUUCUAACGGGUACCA